Molecule: messenger RNA, 7486 nt
Organism: Solea solea (common sole)
Lineage: Eukaryota; Metazoa; Chordata; Actinopteri; Pleuronectiformes; Soleidae
Gene: cfap43
Product: cilia and flagella associated protein 43
Exons: 37
Coding region: 2474-7486 (1670 amino acids)
Biological process (GO): cilium assembly; sperm axoneme assembly
Cellular component (GO): axoneme
Molecular function (GO): protein binding
Source: RefSeq, a predicted model, not a curated record
CUCAGGUUUGUCCUUCAGGUUAAUGUUGAUGGUUUCAUGUCUGAAACAAAGACAAUGGCAGGUUAGAAAUCUCAUGUUUAUUUAUGUACAAGUUAUUGUAUGGUUUUUAAACUAAGCACAACAGAGAUGUUUACUUGAUUCCUUUGGCGUGCAGGACCAAUCUGGUUCUCUGGGCAAAUGGGCAGAAUCUCAUGCUGUAAAUCCUGAUGGAGUCUUUAGGGACUGGACCAGGUGCAGCACAUCCUGAAAAGAAGGAAGAAGAAAGCAUGAUUAUAGGGGUAGCUAAUGAUUAUUUUCAUAAUUGUGUACUUGUUUUUUUGAUCUGUGUUUACAAAAAACCUGGAAAUUACCAGUUUUAACAACAUAAAAUAAAUCUCUUUGCGGGAAUGUUGUUGAGCGACACAACAUCGAAAAACACACUGCCAAUCUGAGAAACACAGAGCGAGUCAUGUGUGUGAACUUAUUUAACAAUGGCUUGAAUUUAAAAGACAUUUGCUUGUUUUUAAGUUUAACACUACACGUUUAAGUGGACACUAGUCCGAACAAUAUAUAGAGUAUAUUUACCAUUGCAGGGCUUAAAGGAUUUAAAAAAAAAAAAGUACAUUACAUGAAGAUUCCAAAGCUACAACAUAUAGAAUACAGCAUCUAUAUUUGGAUAUCAAUAUAAAUUUACUGCCAUCUACACUUUUUAAAUAAGUCUCCUUAACUGAGGUCUCUGCAUGUUUAAUUUAUGAUUCUUUCUUAUUCAGUUAUUUAAAAACAAAACAAAAAAAACACCAGAGCAUAUAAAAGACAAUUUAUACUUAUAAACAUGACCAAAUAUGAUAUAUUUCUUUCACGUAGAAGUUCUACGGUAGAACCUUUAGUGGGAAAUGAGUUCGGUUGAGUUUCUGUUUCAGUUUCAGCUUUGGUAGCAGGCGGUUUGCUGAGUCAUUUUCUUACCUUUAGUGAAAGCCUUCUCAGUUGCCAUGUUGCUGCUGCAGCUUCAGGUGGUGGCUCACGUAUAGUAAAACAAGUUAGAGAGACACAGGAGUGCUCUGUGUCUAUUACAUAACGUCAAUCUGCCAGCUUAGUGGGUGGGGCUAUGACUCAGCAUUAUUUACCACAAGUCAAAUUAUAACAAAUAGUUGAUGAUACACUAGUCAUUGUGACUUAUUUUAGCCCUAUCAACUUCUAUACAUCUACAUUUACUAAUAUAGUUAUCAAUGUGAGCGUUAUCCCCCCAUGUCAUGUUAUUUACAUCUACAUGUGCUGAUAAUUAUCAGUGUGACUCAGCAUUAUUUUAGCCCUAGUCAACUUUUAUACAUGUACAUUUACCAAUACAGUUAUCAGUGUGACUCAGCAUUAUUUUAACGUACAUAGACACACCUUUAUAAAGCAAUUUCAACCACCUGUAUGUAGUAGCUCCACUUGCUAAUCAACACAUAUGUCAGGUAUUAAAGCUUGUUUCUGCUUCAGAAUUAUUUAAUUUCAUUCAAAAUUGUUGUAUUAGUACUAUUAACAAGUUAAAAUACUCGUAAGAGGCCAAUAUAACCACUGGAAUGUAGUUUUUCACUUCCCUAAAGUAAGUUCAGUGCUUAUCUUGUGAAUAAAAGAUUUUUUGUGCCUUUAAUUUCAUUAACGAGGAUAUUAUUAUGUCAUUAUAUUGAUGAUAUUGUAGCUCACUUGGUCCUUUUUACCUAUUGAAUAGUAUGUAAAGGAUUAAUAAAACCUGUAAAUGCAGCUUUUCACUUAGCAAAAUGAUGAUUGUAGCUCUUGAAAAUGAUUAUAGCUCCUGCCAUGUGACUUGAAGAUAGUUUCUCUCUCUGGGUGAGUGAUAUCAAAAAAAGUCCUUUAUAUUUAUUGAAAGGGCAAAUUCAUCCACUAAAAUGUAGUUUCUACUUACCAAACAGUGAUUGCAGCUCUUGUUUUGUAAGUAAAAGUUUGUGUCUUCCUCAUUUCACUAAUGCCUCAGUCCUUUACCUAUUGUAAUGUUUUUAAAUGUUUUUAUUUCAUCUAUAUGGGUUAUAUAUGACGUAUUUUAGCUCACUCGGUUCUUUUAUUAGAAAAUAUAAUGUUGAAAAUAUCAGAAAAUGAGUGGGAUUUUCACUUCCGGGACCAUGCUGUUUUACUGGCGGAAGAAAAAGUAGGUCCUACAAACACGCAGGAACUAGCUCGUGUUCACGAAGUAUAGUAACUUUCUACCGUCCUGAACGAAAUACAAAUAUAUCCCCACACUAGUUAAACGUGUUAAUGUCGAUUUAUUAGCACCAUUUCUUAAAGUUUAAUCGUAGUAGAUGUAGAUGUUGUUGUAUCAAUCCGCCACAUUACGCCGGUCCAGGUUGUCAUGUUGCUAUGGUUACGUAAUACUUGCCAUUGUUUUUUGGGGGAGCCUGAAACAGUUGAAAUCCAGUGUGUGUGGUUCUAAAACAAACUCAAAAUGGAUGACAGUAGAAGUUUAAAAGUCAGGUAAGUAGCUUAACAAAACAGCACAAUGUUUUUAAUUACAUUUGUGCCAACAGUAGCUUAUUUUUGGCUUUGUGUGUGUGUUACUGCUUCUAGGUGGACGCAAGGUUUCACAAACCAGACUGUUGAGUUUGUGGACAAUAGAACAGUUUGUUACGUGUGUGGGAAUAAUAUCUGUUUCCUGAACCUGGAGACUAAAGGUCAGAGUGUGCUCCAGGGUCCUGGCAGGGGCGUUGGAGCUUUGACAGCUAAUGGCAACACUGGGGUUUUUGCUUUUUCUGAGCAAAAACUAUCACCCUCUAUAUUUGUGUACAUUUUCCCUGAGCUUCUGUUGAAGAAUGAGCUGAAAGGAGGAGCGCAGCUGGACUACACCUCUCUGGCCUUAAGUGAUGGUGGUCCUUAUUUGGGCUGUUGUUCGUCUCUUCCAGACCACAUCAUAACAGUGUGGAACUGGGAGACUGCUGAGCCAAUUUGCUCACAACCACAAGCUGGGAAAGAUGUUGUCUCUUUGGCGUUCAACCCCAUGAACUGGCUCCAGCUCUGCGCUUUGUGCAAAACAUCCGUCACUGUGUGGAACAUCGAGAAGAGCGCAAGCUUUCAUGUCCUUAAACCAUGUGUGAUUGAGCUUCCUACAACUGAUGGAUCUGUUGCUGAGAAACACACAUCCACUUCUUAUACAGUCGGUGACCAAUUGUCAUAUUUUGGUCCAGAGAUGCCUCCAUCAGCCAUCGCAGGGCUCAAGGGCAUCGAGGCAGAGAGCAUUGCGGCUGAACUCUUCACUAAAGCCAGACUGACUCCUACUGCCAUUUGUUGGACAGCCACGUCUGAGCUCUGUGUGGGCUGUGAACAAGGAUUCCUGCUCCUCGUUGACCCAGAGAGCCUCUCUGUCUCUGUCAUCGUCAACCCCACAACUCCUGACGCCAUCAGUGAUCAGAGAGAUUCCAGCUUCCGAGGUUUAACCCUUAACAAGAAUGGGUUGAUCGCUGUGGGGAAGGGCUGCUCGGUGCACUGUCUGCAAAUCAAAGGCACUCACAUUGACGUCACACAAACAUGGACGUUAGAAGGACCUGCCACACAUGCGACGCACUCUCCCGACCAUGAAACCUUACUUUUAUCCUCUGAUACAGGUCAGAUUUAUGUGUUGAAUUCUACCCGGUCAGACAAAGUAGUGAAGGUCCUGGACGUCCUCAGUGGAAACUUUGUGGCGGCAGUUUUUUUGCCCACCGAUGAGAACAUUAGUGUGUCAGCGAGGGAUUCUGGAGAAUUGCAGCUGUGGUCUGCAGACGGCGUGUGCCUCGGCUCCCUGUCUCUUCACGCUGAGGUGACCAGUCUGGCCUGUUGUCCUAUUGCACGAUACGCAGCAGUCGGAACAUCGUCAGGGAGCGUCCUCUUUGUUGACCUGAACAGGGAACAAAAGCCUCGCCUGGUGCAUCAGACUCAGCUCUACCACUGUCCAGUGGAUCACUUAGUUUUUGAUCAGGAGGGUCACUACCUUCUCACCGGUGCCUCAGAUUCACAUGUCUAUGUCAUAGAUGCAAAGCCAUCAAAGCAGUUUUCAGUCAUAGGACACGCAGUUGCUCCUGGAGCAGUUUUGUCACUUUCAACUCGGUGCAUCAGAGACCGUGAACAGGUGAAAGUUCUUGCUCUGUGUGGUGGACCGGAGUUUAAGAAUCAGGGUGGUCGCCUGCUCACGCUGCUCUCUCUGUCUGCAAAGGACCUCACAGGUCCUGACUGUGCAGACCGGCACGGCUGUCUGUCUUCUCACGUCCUCAGAGUGUCCAGAUAUGAAGUCCCUCGUCCUCUUCAGUCCUGUGUGCUUGGAGUCAGCGAGGUGUUUGGUUACUGUCACGAGAAGAAAUCUCUCCAACGCUUUCAGCUCCCUGAGGACACAGAUGGUCUCACCGGUCAACAACAUGUGGUCCAGCUGAACCCACAGCAGGAAGUGAGGGCUCAUCCUCUGGGUCCCGCCUGUCUCGCUCUGUCUCCUCAUCACUUAUGGCUCGCCUCUGUGGGCCGCGAUGGUCUGUUACGCAUCAGAGCAACUGCCUCCCUGGAGCUUUAUGCCGAGCUGCAGUGUCACUCGUGUCGUCUCGGCGGAGUUCGGAGUGUGAUGUUCUCCGUCGACGGCCUGACGCUCCUCACUGCUGGCUUCAGAGACGGAUCUGUCAUGUGCACUGAGCUCAGGAUGAAAGGUGUGGAUGCUCAGGUGAUCACAGCUGCUCAGCACAGUCAGUCUCUGGGUCUUUACCUGAAGACUAGAUUCACCGCAGAGAACCCGGUCCUCAUUGACCUGCCCGUGUGGAAACAAGGACGCUGCGCCGUCACUGGAACAUCAGAGAGAAGUGAGGGCAGUGGUGGAGCAGAUUCUCUGGAUGUAACGGAGCCGUAUGAGAGUUUUCACAGCCCGGCGUUGGCUCCGCCUUCACACCCCACCUGGCUGGAAGGCAGACGGGAGGCGGUUAUGAAAGAAGAGAAUGAGAAACAUUCUGAGAUGAAGGAAAAUCUGAGGAGAACCGUGUCAGAGUUGCGUCGCUCUAUUCAGGAGUUGAUGCGUGAAAACGAGAAUCUCCCGGCGAUCGAGCGUCUGCCACAGCAGGAGUUCAACCUGGACGCUGAGGAGCAGAAGCGACUGGAGGUCAUGGUGGAGCAGGAGGUUAAGAGGGUGAGGAAAGAAAUUGAGCGGGAGAUUCUCGCAAAAUGUUACCUCCGUGACGUCCUGAAGAGAGAGUGCUGGGAUUCAAUGAAGGUCAAGGGCAGGGCCAUAAAGGGUUUUCACUCCAAACACGAGGUGAAGAACUACGCCCUGAGAGAGCGCACAGAAAGCGAGGUGGAGGAGCUUCACAGGGUUCAGAACACCAGGAGGAUCGAAAUGGCUGCCAGCUCUUGUGGCCUAAAGAAAAGCUUCAACAUGCACAGCCCUAAAGAGGACGAGCAGGGCGAGGACGAGCACACGGCAGAGAGAGCAGCCGCCGUAACGGGAAGCUUCUCCGCCGAGCUGGGUUAUUCCAACCCGUACAUCUACGAUCAGUUCAGCCUGCAAACCACAGGACAGAUGAUCAGCCAGAUUAUUCUGCUGCAGGAUGUCAUUUAUCGCAUCAAGACGUCUUUCAACGCCGAGUUUGAGGCCGUGCAGAGGCAGAAGUUGCAGGAGCUGAACCGCGUGAAGGACAGGAACAGACUGAUCGGGGACAUCAUGCAGAAGCUGGACAUGGACAACGAGCAGCUGUGGGAGCCCAGUCUGAGCUGCAGCGAGUGGCCGGAGAGGCUGCUCACUGUGGACGACUCUGAGAUAAAAGCAGAGAAGUUCCUCACCGCUGAGCAGAAGAGGGAGGAGGAGAGGAAGAAGCUGGAAGAGCAAAGACGUUUGGCUGCCAAGGGUGAUAACAGCAGAGAAAGAGCUCUCCAUGACAUGAUGGAGGGGAUGCUGGAAGUGAAAGAAGAGGACAUCUUAAAAAUGGAAAUACCUCCGCCUGAGUUUGUGUUGACCAGAGACGAAGAUCAGUGGAGUGAAGAGGAGAAGAAAGUCUACAAACUGUAUGAAAAGAAAACCAAAGCCCUGAGUGAAGAGAAAGACAAAUACAAAAAGCUACUGGAAACUGAGAUGAAAAAACUGCAGGCGUCCAACAGGGAAGCAACGGAGAGGUUUGACGAAACGCUGACAAAACUGUACAAGAAGAAGUUUAAGUGUGAAAUGGCCAUUUAUCAGGAGGAGCUCAGGAUCACGUAUCUUCUUUACUCCGUGCUCACAGAAGAGGAGAUGAGGAAUCGAGAGCUGGAGCUCAAGCUCAAACUUGAGAGAACGCUGGCAUACAAGGAUGAAACUGGAGAGGAGGUGAGGAGACAUGAAGAGGAGGUAGAACUCUUUCACGAGGCCUAUGACGUCGUCGUAGCCGAGGAUAAAGUUCUUGACAAAGAUUUCAGGAAGGACUUCUUGGAUGUACCGGCGCAUGUUGUCGAUCACUUGUACAAACUCUUCAAGCGCAGACCCAGGCUUCAAAAGCUGAGGACUCAGACCGACAGCAAACCCAACGUGCUUAAAGAGCAGCGUCUCUGUGGUUCUCUGGCUCCAGACGCUCUUGGCAAAAUGCUCAAGGCCGUGGAGGAGCUGGACGCGCCGGAAAAUACACCAGAGGGUCUGAACACGUCCGUCUGGGAGAGGUUCUGCCUUGUGCGCAGAGCAAAAAUAGAGAGUGAACAAAAGGUAAAAGAAAAAGCUUUGACUUUUGCUGAGAUGCAGGCGUUUCUGCAGAAGAGGAGAGACGAGAACAAAGCCGCUGAGGAGGAAAUCAAAAAUCUCUCUGACGAACUCGAGAGUCUACAUAAGGAGAAGAACCGUUUCAUGAUGGACGUCAUGGUCCAGGUCGUCCUCAAACAGGGUCAGGUGUCCACCAAGACUGCGUCUGACUUCACUGACGCUGUGCUGCUCCACAUGAGUGUGGUGGGAGACCUCAACAGAACCAUCAGGACGCUUGCAGAGCAGAAGAUCACCUCCAUGGUGGAGUGUAAAGACUUCAGCAAAGGCACCAUCCAGCUCGGGUGGGAGAAAGAGGUGAUGAGGAUGCAGAUAGAAGAUCUCAACAACAAGGCGAGGGACAUCCGGAUGUUGCAUCUGUCUGAGGCGCAACAGGACUAUCUCAACAAGAUCGAUCGAGACAGUCGUGCGUCCAAACAGAUUUCCAUCCUGGAGAAAACAAUAGCUUUUCAGGAGAAGACUCAUCUACACAACGUGCAGCAACGCGUCAAAAAGAUUGAGCAGUUCAACAGGCAGGCGGCAAAGAAGGAGAGCGAGAACAUGAGUUUAGAGCAGGAGCUGCUCAAUAUGCAGGUGUCAGGUGCAGAGAUGAGGAACAUCCACGAAGCCAUAGCGUCACAGGAAAACCGCGCAGCCACAACCGAGGAGCGCUUCAGGGAAAUAGUUCAGAAGAAGAACCUGGAGGACUUGGCUCGAGCGCAGGCCGAAGAUCUGGUUCUCCUCUGGGCAGAAGUGGAGCGUCUGCGGAGGAAGAACUUCCCUUCACUCGAUCAGCUGAAACACAACUGA